Molecule: messenger RNA, 237 nt
Organism: Colletotrichum spaethianum
Lineage: Eukaryota; Fungi; Ascomycota; Sordariomycetes; Glomerellales; Glomerellaceae
Exons: 1
Coding region: 1-237 (78 amino acids)
Source: RefSeq, a predicted model, not a curated record
AUGGCCCAUACUGCCGUUGCCAACACUCGAACAAGACCUGUCACCACUCCCGUUGUUGCACAGCACGACAAGUACGCCGCCGACAACAUGACGCGAUCAGCUUCCGCAGAGCCCACGAAGCCCACCAAGCGCAAGGGUACGCAUUAUCAACUUCACUCCUCGAGGGAUGGAGGCGUCGACGACGACGACGACGUAUACUACAAUAUGCCUUUGUCGUUGUCGCCGCCGCCGCCUUGA